Fusarium keratoplasticum is the source of this 411-nucleotide messenger RNA. RefSeq names its product Mediator of RNA polymerase II transcription subunit 21. The transcript has 3 exons. Gene Ontology annotation, cellular component: mediator complex. The record is from RefSeq and is a predicted model, not a curated record. Gene Ontology annotation, molecular function: transcription coregulator activity. NCBI's taxonomy places the organism in Eukaryota, Fungi, Ascomycota, Sordariomycetes, Hypocreales, Nectriaceae. Bases 1 to 411 code for a protein of 136 amino acids. Gene Ontology annotation, biological process: regulation of transcription by RNA polymerase II.
AUGGGCGAUCGCUUGACUCAACUUCAGGAUGCUGUUGAUCAGCUUGCGCAGCAAUUCGUUGCAUGCUUACACUAUGUAAACAAGCGACAUGAUCUGGAAACCUUCGGUCCCAACGACAAGAUUCGCGACGUUAAAGAUGCCCCGAAAGAGGUCGAUUCCCUACCCCCGGACGAGUUUCGAGCUGGAAUGGUCGAAUUGUCGCAAGACUUGAUUCUCAAGGAACAGCAGAUUGAAGUGCUCAUCUCCUCGCUCCCAGGCCUGGACAACAGCGAGAUGGAUCAGGAAAGAUACAUCAAGGAACUCGAGGAGGAUUUGAAGGUCGCCGAGGCCCAGCGCCAAGAAGCUAUCAAGGAGAAGGACCAAAUACUGUCCGAGCUGGAUUCUGUCAUCAGCAGCAUCCGACGUCCUUGA